UUAUUAAUAUUAUUUUAUUUUUAUUUAUUUUUUUGGAAGUGAAAUAUAAAUUUAUAAUGUGGAACCGAUCUACACUCAAGUUUCUCUUCGGUGUAUUAGCUGCGAUUAAAGUUCAGUCUGCCUCAGAAGAGCUGUGUCCUCGACAAGAGCCCCUUCCUGGAGUUUUGGUCUUGAAGUUAGGAAGCAAUGGUGUGCUUGGCUGCAGAGGCGAUGUCUCUGUGGACGGUGUGCUGUUGGCUUCGGCCAGUGUCACAAAUAAAAAACACAGAAACAAGCAGACAGAAGACAUCACUGUCAGCUGGACAUCCCAAACAGGUGAUGCUAAUGCUACACAGCUAACCAAUAUGAAGGGAAAUGUUACAACUGAGACAUACCAAAAGUUUGUUUCUGGUAUGUAUUCCAAAGCUAAAGGGGCCACAACAGUUACAGUUAAACCACCUGUAACCAUAAGAAAGGAACAAACCACUUCUAGACGUGUUUUGCGUGCUGUCAGUCAAACUACUGGAAUGGAGGAAGAGGUCUUCGAUAUCACCAUGGGGACGGAUUUUCAUCAGAACUAUUAUGAGGACUAUGAUUAUGAAGAGGAAAGGUCCAGGGUGACAAGAGGCAUCAAAAAGCGAACACGCUGGACUCUCAAUGGACGACAAUUGCAUUCUGGAGUGGAAAGGGGAGGGAUUUUAAGACGGCCACAUCUCAGCUGGGCAGAUGCUGGGAAUUACAGCUGCUACAGAGGAGAGAGACUAAUUUCCACAUUCAGAAUCAGCGUAGGGGUGCCCCCAGAGAGACCCACUGUCAACUGCUACAAGAAGUUUCACACCAGUAAAGUGCGCUGUGAUUGGACAUCCAAAAAUCCAGUAACCCCACGGCCACUGUGUUACCUCCUUCUUAUUAGAGAAUUGUUUGGUAACGUCACUCGCGUGCCUUGUUCAUUCUCCCGCUCCCGCUGUUGGUGUGCUUUUCACGUGGAGGAGGGUGACAGAGCUCUCCAUGUGGCAAAACUGUGUGUGUCUAACACAGCAGGCAAUGCCACGAGCCCUUACCUCAGCUUCAAGCUUCAUGACAUCAUUAAGCCAGACCCUCCGACCCGGGUGGUGGUGAGAGCAGUUGAGGGCCAGAAGCAUAUGCUUAAAGUAUCCUGGUCUUAUCCCAGUUCCUGGAAGCAUGGCUUCUAUGCCCUGCAUUUCGAUCUGAGAUACCGAACACAACUCGCAGAGCAGUACCAGUCAGUGCUGAUAUAUGACAGGAUGGACAGACACGUGUCCUGGACAAUUUAUGAUGCUCUGCCACACACUCAGUAUGAAGUGCAGCUCCGGGCCAAGGAUGAGUUUGACGGCGUCUGGAGUGACUGGACUGACGCUGUCUAUGCAGUCAGUUGGACAGCUCCUGAGACGAAUACUACCUCUGAGAGCAUUACUUUGGAGCCCUUUGAGAUGUUUCCUGAAGGUUCAGGAGGAUCUGGAGAAGACCCUGGUGUAGGUUCAGUGGCAAAAGAUGGAGCUGAUGAUACUGAAUAUGCUUCAGUGUGGCUGUGUGUGUCAUGUGUUUUUGGGCUGUGUUUUCUUGUAGUCCUCCCCAUGUUCACAGUCUAUUUACUCAGGUAUAGGCUGCAUUUCAUGUCUAGAAUAGGAAAACAGACUUUGCCCUUUGCAUUCCUCCUUCAUUCCCCUCGGCCUCUACCUGCUCCUGCUCCCUCCGAGCAGCUUCCAGAGGAGGGAAAGUCUCUGAUGUCUCCUCCAAAACACAGCCAGCAACACUUUCUUCCUGUUUAGCAAGAGGAGCAGGAGGGCAUUCAUCUGCAUAACAUGGAUUAUUUCCUGUCUUCAGGGACAGAGGGUGUGCCGUGGACAAUAGGCAGACAUGAGUAAACAGAAGAAACCCCACUGUAUUGGAUACAGUGAGACUGACUAAGAUUCACACACGCUGUUUUUAUGUGAUUCAGUAGCCUAACAGUAUUAUGAGUGUGAAAAGUCAAUGUUGUAUUUCAUCUUGGGCUACAUUUUAUCUGUUAUAUUAUUGAUAUUUUUGACUACUUUCAAAACCAU
Molecule: messenger RNA, 2042 nt
Organism: Sinocyclocheilus rhinocerous
Lineage: Eukaryota; Metazoa; Chordata; Actinopteri; Cypriniformes; Cyprinidae
Exons: 10
Coding region: 57-1769 (570 amino acids)
Biological process (GO): cytokine-mediated signaling pathway; immunoglobulin mediated immune response
Cellular component (GO): membrane; external side of plasma membrane
Molecular function (GO): cytokine receptor activity; protein binding
Source: RefSeq, a predicted model, not a curated record